Triplophysa dalaica is the source of this 1989-nucleotide messenger RNA. It is a transcript of the gene cd68, whose product is annotated as CD68 molecule. Gene Ontology annotation, cellular component: membrane. NCBI's taxonomy places the organism in Eukaryota, Metazoa, Chordata, Actinopteri, Cypriniformes, Nemacheilidae. The record is from RefSeq and is a predicted model, not a curated record. The transcript is spliced from 6 exons. Bases 118 to 1224 code for a protein of 368 amino acids.
UACUUUCGUUUCUGAAUAAGCGGAGAGAGCACUGCCGCCUUUGUCCAUUAGAUUCUGGACGCACUUGACAAUACAGGAGUUUUCUGAAGACAAGCAGAUAAACUAACGAAGGCAAAAAUGAAAAACGGAAUUUUGUUGAUUGCACUUCUCAUGGCAGCAACGGCUUUCACCUCAGGUGUUCCACAUGCAGGUCCUGACAGAAAUUUCCCCCCUUUAAACACAAUUACCCCACAUCCAAAAACCAUGACUUUGCCUUUAAAUACAACAACCCCACAUCACAAAACCACGACUGUCCCUUUAAACACAACAACCCCGCAUCACAAAACCACGACUGUCCCUUUAAACACAACAACCCCGCAUCACAAAACCACGACUGUCCCUUUAAACACAACAACCCCGCAUCACAAAACCACGACUGUCUUUUUAAACACAACAACCCCGCAUCACAAAACCACGACUGUCCCUUUAAACACAACAACCCCACAUCACAAAACCACGACUGUCCCCUUAAACACAACAACCCCGCAUCACAAAACCACGACUGUCCCUUCAAACACAACAACCCCAUAUCCCAAUACCACUACUCCACACAUCCCUACACCAUUGCCUGGACCGACCUCACCUACCAACAUUACGGGAGGAAAUUACAUUGUUCUCGACAAAAAUAACAAAACAUGUGUUAUGGCUGAUUUUGAAAUCAAGAUCUUUGUGAACAACAGCGAGGUUAAUGGCACAUUUAUUGUUCAGCCGAUCAAAACCAAUACCACUGGGUACUGUGAGGAUAAAGUGGCUGGUCUGAUUCUACAGUUCGUUGAGGGCGGAAUCACGAUGAAAUUUAGAAAUAAUGAGACAUCAAAAAUGGUCUAUGUUGAGACUUUGGAAUACGAGUUGGACUAUGCUUUUACAUCUAGAGCAUUGAGAAAAUACUCAGGGAAGAAUGAAUCUCUUCAGCUGUUUGCUGCAGCUGCUGGUCACUCAUAUUCCUGCAAAGAUGUGAAAGUGUUCAUGGGGCAAGGUGUGCAUCUGGAUUUCACCAAGAGCAGAGUUCAGGCCUACAACAUCAAGAACAAAAACUUUGGAAAGACUGACCUGUGCAAGGCCGAUCAACCUGACUACAGGGUUCCCAUUGCUGUGGCCAUCAUACUCAUCCUCCUCAUUGUCAUUGUAGUCAUUGCUUACUGUGUCAGCAGAAAACGGCGGACCAAUGGUUACCAGUCUCUUUAAAGGCCUACACUGACUUGCCAAAAGUACAACCAUUAGUACCAGUUUACAAAAAUUUUAAUAAUGUUGUGUAAAUCCUAAAAUAAUGUUGCUCUGGUACAGAUAAUGCCGUAAGAUUUAUUUAACUAAAGAGUAAAGACCGCUUUUGCUGUUAAGAUUUCUGCAUCACCAAAGAUCAUGUUACAAUUCAGACAAGUAAACCUUAGUGCUUACCUUAUUUAGCCUAUAUUUAUAAAAUCACAAUUUUAAAGAACUUUUGAAAAUAAUAUCAGUCAACUGACAGGGGAUGUUAAUUCUAUGCUGUUGCUAACUUCGCAUCCAGUGUGGAAAAAAUGUAAAAUCAUAAUAGGUUCUAAUGCUUUCUAUUGUAUUUUGUUGCAUCGUGCUGUGUCCGGUGUGGACAGGGUGUUAGCCUAAAGACCUCCACACAUGUAAUGCAUUUUCUAUCUUUUAUCUAUAUAUAUUAGUCUGAUGUUAAUAAGUCUAGGGAACUCUGAAAGGGAAUUCAGUCAUGCUUUGAUUCAUGCAAGUAUUUUGUACUGUACUUUGUAAUUAGAAAGUUUAAAAGCUUAAAAAGCAGGCAUAUCCAUGUUUUCAUUCUAAACUAAUUCUUUAGAGAAUUAUAAAUUAACUUUUUUGUACUUUUUCUGUCAGAAACUGCAAUUUAUGGCAAAUUGAAAAUGAAAUACAGGAAUGCACGGAAUAAAUUGGGGAAUAAUGUUUACAUGUUUUAUUUACAUCUAAUAAAUGCAUGGUGUUUCACUUUAA